AUGACUGAAAGGAGUGAUGUGCCAGCGUCUGAAACUGGUCUCCUUGCCACCACUAAAGAGGUUGUAUUAAAGAUCAUUAAACAUUACCAAGAAGAAGGACAGGGGAAUGAAGUGGUCCAAGGAGUGCUGCUGGGACUUGUGGUGGAUGACAGACUUGAAAUCACAAAUUGUUUUCCUUUCCCACAACAUACAGAAGAUGAUGCGGACUUUGAUGAAGUUCAAUACCAGAUGGAAAUGAUGCGGAGCCUUCGCCACGUAAACAUUGAUCAUCUUCACGUUGGCUGGUACCAGUCCACGUACUAUGGCUCUUUUGUCACUCGUGCCCUCCUGGACUCCCAGUUCAGUUACCAGCACGCAAUUGAGGAGUCUGUAGUUCUCAUUUACGACCCCAUUAAGACUGCCCAAGGGUCCUUGUCGCUAAAGGCGUACAGACUGACUCCCAAACUCAUGGAAGUCUGCAAAGAGAAAGACUUCUCUCCAGAAGCAUUGAAAAAAGCAAACAUUGCUUAUGAAAACAUGUUUGAAGAAGUGCCCAUUGUAAUUAAGAAUUCGUACCUGAUCAAUGUGAUGUUGUGGGAACUGGAAAAGAAAUCCGCGGUAGCCGAUAGACAUGAAUUGCUCAGUCUGGCUAGCAGUAAUCACCUGGGGAAGAGUCUUCAGCUGCUGAUGGACAGAGUGGAUGAGAUGAGCCAAGAUAUAGUUAAAUACAAUACCUACCUGAGGAAUGUAAGCAAACAGCAGCAGCAGAAGCACCAGUACCAGCAGAGACGUCAGCAAGAAAAUAUACAGCGUCAAAGCCGAGGAGAGGCGCCUCUUCCUGAAGAGGACAUCAAUAAACUCUUCAAACCACCACAGCCCCCUCCAAGAAUGGAGUCUUUGCUUAUUGCAGGUCAAAUUAAUACCUACUGCCAGAAUAUUAAGGAGUUCAAUGCACAGAACCUGGGCAAACUUUUUAUGGCUCAGGCUCUUCAAGAUUACAACAACUGAAGAAACUGUGGUAUAAGCUUCAUCAGAAA
Molecule: messenger RNA, 1016 nt
Organism: Tinamus guttatus (white-throated tinamou)
Lineage: Eukaryota; Metazoa; Chordata; Aves; Tinamiformes; Tinamidae
Source: RefSeq, a predicted model, not a curated record